GAGAUAAUGGACCGGAGAGAUGAGGAGAUGAGGGAGACAAUCAGAAAACUGUGGCCUGUACAGGGAAAGAAAAUGAUGGACCUGCUUAUGCCUCCCAGUGAUGAGUUGGACGAAGGCAAGAUGUCUGUGGGCAAGAUCUAUGCCGGUCUCCUCAUCUCUGAGAACUGGAAGGCUUACAAGGCCAGCCAGAACGCUAGCAACAACUUCAAAAUGGACCCCGUCCGUCUGCCCAAGGUUAGUAGAGCCCGCGCUGUGCCACCAGCUCCCUCACGGCCGCGCAAUGUGGAGGCGGGCUGCUCAGGCCCCAAAGCUGAAACUGCAUGCUAGCUUUAACUCUGCUAACAUUUUGGCUGGGGCUUCUCUUUCUCUCUCUCUCUCUCUCUCUCUCUAUCUCUCUCUCUCUCUAUCUAUCUUUCUCUCUCUUUCUCAGUCUCUCCUUCACUGCGGUGGACUCGGUCUUCAGCAUUUCAUUUUCAGCUUGUGUUUCUGGGCUUCUCCUGUGCUGUAAAAUCUCUUGUCCGUAGAUCGUUUUUCACUUUUUAUUUCGGUUUUCGGGUUUAUUUCGAGAGAAAACGUUUCAAAAAAUCUCAAUUUUUGUUUAUCUCUUUUGCCCUCCUUUUCUGCUUCCAACCUUUUGUUGUGAUCGGCUACGGGCGAACGUUUGCUUUGGCGUUUUGUUUGUGGGAGCUUCCUCGUUUUCCUUCUGUUGGUCUA
Molecule: messenger RNA, 714 nt
Organism: Aplysia californica (California sea hare)
Lineage: Eukaryota; Metazoa; Mollusca; Gastropoda; Aplysiida; Aplysiidae
Product: voltage-dependent calcium channel type A subunit alpha-1-like
Exons: 3
Coding region: 7-327 (106 amino acids)
Source: RefSeq, a predicted model, not a curated record